AUGGUCAAGCUGUUGUUGGAUGCUAAGGCGAAUCCGCUGGCUCGGGACCCAUCGUUGGACAAGUGCCCCCUGUUGAUUGCACUAGCUGAUUUCCAUCAUACGGUUACUGCUAUGGCCUUAGCUGAAUCACCAUCCAACAUUGUAGAGGAUGUCCUGAAGGAAGACGCCGAGCUAGAGGAUCCCCAACAGACAGAGGUCUACAGUCUUUUGGUGAUCUCCACCGAUUUACUCGAGAGGGCCUGGAGCUUCGGCCUUGAGCAACACUCGGCAUUGACCGGUGCUGGGGGUGCUAGUGACGAUGGUCUGCUCAUGAUGCUCACUCGAUGUGGCCUUACCUCACAGUGCCUCGAGGUGUUGUCUGUGUCCACUGUUGCUCGGGAUAGCGCGGUGACAUACACCAACAAAGACGGUGAGGGGCUGCUCCACAUAGCGGCCUCAGCAAUCGACUUCCAAGUAUGCGAUGGUGCAGUCGACCUCGGGGCUAAUGUGACAACCAAGGAUGGCAAAGGGCACACUGCUAUCAUGAGAGCCCGCAACUCUGGGGCUUCCUUUCCUACCAACCAUUACCUAGCAUGCCAUCUUGCACUGAAGGCUUCAGAUCUGUAUGCUGUUGUGGAUGCCGUAGAAGGAGCCUGGCUGGCUCGUCUGACUCCUCCCUAUACCACUGCGCCUUCCCCUAUAGUUCUUGCUGCUGUUCAAACGCUGGUGACUAAGUUGACACAGAAGCUACAAGAGGCGUUAGUAAAGGAGGAUGUCUCCCAGCUGGAGGAGUCGAUCGAGCUCGUGAAGUACAGCAGGAUUCAAGGUAUGCCUGAUGAGGCCCGAGCUAUCUGCACGAUGUCAAGAUUGAAGCUUAUUCGAGGAGUGGAGGCUGCCAACGAGCUGGAACUGAAGCAAGCCAUUAUCAAUGCCAAACAGUACAAGGUGUCUGCUGUACUCAGCGAGGAACUUGCAUCGGCCGAGGUUGCCCUCAAGGGUGUGGUCCAGCAGAAGGCUGUGACCAGGGCUACCGAGGACCUCCAGAGGGCUCUUGACUGCGGAGAUCCCCACCAGCUAUGUCGAGCCGUUGUGGAGUCUAGAUGUUGCCUCCCUGACAGCAGCCCCCUCCUAGCGAAGGCUACUACUGUGCUGACCGAUCUCGUCACGAAGAUGCUGGAAGGAGCUCUCAGCGAGGGCUGCGUUGUUAUGUUGGACGAGACAUUGCGGCUGGCUCGUCGCUCGUCCUUGUGCGAUCCGCGUGUCGAAGAUCUGUGUCAUACAGUUACGUCAGUGAUGGGACACUCACCCACCUAUGUGUUGUUGCGGGCCCUCGAAAAAGUUGCUGAGGGAGACGACCCCAGAAUCAUCUUUGAGGCUCUGAGUGAUGCCGCCGCUGCUGGCCUGGACCGAAGCAGUCACUUAUUCAACAAAGCACUGGAGAGAUACUACACACUUAGAGAGUCGCCUCGGAGCUGGAGGGUCGAUCUAGAGAAGCCGUAUGAGCUGCAGGAUGGCAUUCUCAGCAAAGUCGUGAUCACAGCGGAACCGAAUGUGAAGGAGUUCUUUCAGUCUCUGCUCGACGACACACAUCGGGUGGCUUACACUAGAGACAGGCGCAAUGAGAGAGUACCAGCGAGGUUGCGAGUGGAAGAUGUCGUCCUUGUGCAGAAUGAGAGGGCUUUUGCGAAGUAUCGUCGGAAAAGGUCUCAUAUUCGUGAGAAGAUUCGCUUCUGUGGAGCUGCGACGAAACCGUUGGUUGAUAUCAAGACUACACGGACCUGGCACGGGCUGCUUGGAGCCGACAAGGACCCCCUCCACGCUGAAAUAAACGAGUUUUAUUUGUUCCAUGGCACGACGCCACUGGCUGCCGAGGCUAUAACUUCCAGCGAUUUCAGGAUGGACGUUGUCGGCAGCAGCGGCGCUGGAAACCGAAGGGCCGAGGGCCAAUCAGCGAGCAUUGUUGCUAUGCAGAGUACUCGCUGGCCGUACAGUGACGACGUCUACCCUAGGACGGGCGAACUUGUGUCCAGCGUUGUUAGCGGCGAGUUCGACAGUGUCCUUGGUGACAGAGAGAAAUGCAGGAAUACUUUCCGGGAGUUCAUCGUAUAUGAUGAGGACCAAGUGUAUCCGGAGUUCGUCAUCUGGUAUACUCAGGAGUUCACUUGA
Messenger RNA from Perkinsus marinus ATCC 50983, 2145 nucleotides. RefSeq lists its product as hypothetical. The coding region runs from base 1 to 2145 and encodes 714 amino acids. The transcript has 24 exons. NCBI's taxonomy places the organism in Eukaryota, Perkinsozoa, Perkinsida, Perkinsidae. The record is from RefSeq and is a predicted model, not a curated record.